Durio zibethinus is the source of this 2077-nucleotide messenger RNA. The record is from RefSeq and is a predicted model, not a curated record. Lineage: Eukaryota; Viridiplantae; Streptophyta; Magnoliopsida; Malvales; Malvaceae.
UCGAAGAUAUCCAAAUCAAUAAAAUUAGUACGAUUAUAGUAAAUAUUGAAUACUCAAUUAACUGACUUUUAUUUUUUCCAUUUUUUUGGUCCCCGCCUUCUUACCAGUAGAAAAAAAGUGACCAAAUAUUAUAUAAAGCCAUGGGUUCUCUUCAUUUCCUUAUCUCCUCAUAACUCAUUACCCCUAGUUGUUAAGCUUUCCCUUCUUUGAUUUCUUCAACUUUUGUUUUAUUGUUGUUGUUUUUCAAUCAAUGGAUUCUGAACUUUCCUUGUGGUUUUGCUCCAUGUGCAGUGCUUUCUGCUUCAUGUUCUUCUCUUUCACCCUCAUGUUUUCUUUGUUUUCAUUGUUGAUCUUAGUUUUGAGGUUGAAGCUCUGGUGUAAUUGUGAAAUCUGCCAGGCUUUUCUCACUUCGAGUUGGACCAAAGAAUUCGAUAAUCUUUCUGAUUGGUACACUCACCUUCUUAAAAACUCUUCCACCGGAACGAUCCAUAUCCAUGUUCUUGGCAAUAUCAUCACUGCAAACCCUGAAAAUGUGGAGCACAUUCUCAAAACCAGGUUUGAAAACUACCCAAAAGGGAAACCCUUCUCUGCUCUUCUUGGUGAUCUUCUUGGUAGAGGUAUUUUCAAUGUUGAUGGUGAUUCAUGGAAGUUUCAAAGGAAAAUGGCCAGCCUUGAGCUUGGUAGCAUCUCCAUAAGAGCGCACGCGUUUGAUAUUGUCAAGUCCGAGAUUCAAUCCAGGCUUAUCCCUCUUUUAUCAUCAGUUUCUGGUAAAGAACAAGUUUUAGAUUUACAAGACGUGUUUAGAAGAUUUUCAUUCGAUAAUAUCUGCAAAUUCUCCUUCGGGUUAGACCCUGGUUGCCUCAAUUUAUCACUACCCAUUUCAGAAUUUGCUGAAGCUUUUGAUUUAGCAUCUAAAUUAUCGGCACAAAGAGCGGUGGCAUCUUCACCUUUGAUAUGGAAAGUCAAAAGGCUAUUGAAUUUGGGCACGGAAAAGCAGCUCAAAGAAGCUAUUAAAAUGGUGGAUGAAUUCGCUCAAGAGAUGAUUAAUCAACGGCGAGAAAAGGGCUUUCCAGACAGUAACGAUCUUUUGUCAAGAUUCAUGGGCACAAUCAAUGACGACAAGUAUCUUAGAGACAUUGUUAUAAGUUUCCUCUUGGCUGGUCGUGAUACGGUGGCCUCAGGGUUGACCAGCUUCUUCUGGCUGUUAUCUCAGCAUCCAGAAGUCGAGUCAGCCAUCCGAGACGAGUUGGAAAGAGUCAUGGGGACGUCGAGUGAUCAACAGUUUGCAAGCUUCAACCAAAUGCAACAAAUGCACUAUUUACACGCCGCUUUGUACGAAAGCUUGAGACUGUUUCCACCAGUCCAAUUUGAUUCAAAGUUUGCUCAAGAAGAUGACAUUUUGCCUGAUGGUACCUUUGUGAGGAAAGGCACCAGGGUAACCUACCACCAAUAUGCAAUGGGUCGGAUGGACUGGGUUUGGGGCUCAGAUUGUCUUGAAUACAAGCCAGAGAGAUGGUUGAAAAAUGGUAGAUAUAUCCCUGAAAACCCAUACAAAUUCCCAGUUUUCCAAGCUGGACAAAGGGUUUGUUUAGGGAAGGAAAUGGCUUUGGUGGAUAUGAAAUGUGUGGUUCUAGCCAUUAUCAGGCGGUACAACAUCCGGGUUGCCGAUCCGAAUCAAGCACCAAGGUUUGCCCCUGGUCUCACCGCCACUGUAAGAGGUGGCUUACCGAUUCUAGUCCAAAAAAGGGGAGCUUAACUUUAGACAUGCAUGCCCACAAUUGUUGGGAAUCAUCUCAUGCAGAGUUAAUUCACAACACGGGCGCAGCUGGUUAGCUUCCAUUAGGGGGUAAAUGCUUAGGUAUAAGCUGGCCCAUCUGAGUUGAGAUUGAAACUACUAAGGGGUAAAUGCUUAGAUAUAAACAUGGGUCAAAGGGAUAUGUUUCUUCCUGUAAAGUUUUCAUCAGAUAUGGGGAUUUUAACAGACAUAUUGUACAUAUCUUAUAUCUAACAUUUUCUUAGUACCAAAGGCUUAAAAUUUUAGUACAAAUGCUUUUCAAGUUUUGACAAUGAGCUUAUU